AUUUGUAUUGCGUCUAUGAUAAAAUCAAUAUCAGAUAUAGAAAAACUUCAAUUUUGCAACGUUUUAUUUCGGGAAAAUGAAAACGGAAGAAUUUCGGGGGCUACAAUCCAUUUUCGAGAAUCUAAGGAAACACAAUUAAAAACAAUUCAAUUUAAGAGUCUUACUGAUUAA
Molecule: messenger RNA, 171 nt
Organism: Cokeromyces recurvatus
Lineage: Eukaryota; Fungi; Mucoromycota; Mucoromycetes; Mucorales; Mucoraceae
Exons: 1
Source: RefSeq, a predicted model, not a curated record